CACGCGCUCUUCUCAACAAUGUCGACCACCAAAACACAGCCGCCGCGCAGCGCGCCUCCGUCCAUCAGAACCCGAGCAGAACCGAGCAAAUGAAAGCGAAAUCUCAUCGCUGUGCGAUCAGGAAGGUUUAGUGGAGGACAUGGCUGCUCAAGAACCCUCUCCCCCGUCCUCCAUGGAGAACAACAAGCCAGGGUUCCCAAAGAAGAUUCUGGCCAACAAACUUGAAGACAAACAUUUAUGCAACUGCUGUCAGAACAUUUUGAGAAGACCGUUCCAAGCGCAGUGCGGCCAUCGCUUUUGUUCUUACUGCUUCAACCGGACUGUUGGAUCUGGACCUCAGAAAUGUAAUGCCUGUAUCAAGGAGGACAUCUUUGAAGAGCCCACGUCAAUCCUUAAGCAAGGCUGUGCGUUUCCCGACAAUGCUGCCAGAAGAGAAGUUGAAAAUCUUCCAGCUGUGUGCUUCAAUGAAGGCUGUUCCUGGAAAGGCAGUAUUAAAGAUUAUGAGUCGAGCCAUGAGGGGAAGUGUGAGUUCAUGAUUCUGCCGUGUCCCUUGUGCAAAGAGCUCAUUAGAUUGAACGAACAGGAGCGUCAUAAUGAACGCGAGUGUCCGGAGAGAACGCUCAACUGCAAAUACUGUAAAGAACCAUUUCACUUCAAAAACAUCAAGGCUCAUGAUGAAAUCUGUCCCAAAUAUCCUAUGAUCUGUGAAGGAUGUGCGAAGAAGAAAAUCCCAAGGGAAAAGUAUGUUGACCACAUUAAGUUCUGCAGCAAAUUCAGGACGCCAUGCAGAUAUCAUGUGGUUGGCUGUGACAUGUCAGUGGAGAAGGAAAAGAUCCACGAUCACGAGCGUGCCUGUGCUCACGAACAUCUCAACCUGCUGCUGCACUACAUCAUGGGUAUGAAGGUCAGUCUGGAGGGCCUGCAGCCCCAAAGUCUGGAGCUGGCCGGCCACAAAGCACACGAGCUUCACCAGGCACUCCGAGACCUGGAGGCCAGAGUCAGUCAGCUGAGCGCCAUCCCCGGCCCGACCGGACCUCCCGUGCAGGGGGUCCCCUCCUCUUCAUCCUCCGCCUCGUCCUCCUCCGCAUCCGCCGCCACACCGCCGCCUCCUCCUCCGGCCGCCGCCACCCUGCCCACGUCCUUCACUCCUCUGCCCAGCUCGGUGGGCGCAGCGCUGGAGCUCCAGCUCCACAGCGAGAAGACCAAGGUGGCAGAUCUGGGCCGCCGCUGCCAGGAGCUGGAGGUUAAAGCGGGGACAUUUGAGGAUGUGGUCUGUGUGCUAAACCGAGAAGUGGAGCGCUUCGCAACCACCAUGGAGGCCAGCAACCGGCAGCACAGACUCGAUCAGGACAAAAUCGAGGCUCUUAGUAACAAGGUUCGUCAGCUGGAGCGGCAGGUGGGCGUUAAAGACCUGACUGUGGCUGAAAUGGAGGGCAGAUUGCGGGAGAUGUCUGCCACCACGUUUGACGGCGUCUUCAUCUGGCGGAUAUCAGAUUUCACUAAGAAGAGACAAGAUGCCAUUGCUGGACGGGCGCCUGCCAUGUUUUCACCUGCAUUUUACACAAGCAAGUACGGCUAUAAGAUGUGCCUGCGGAUUUACCUGAACGGGGACGGGACGGGUCGUGGAACGCACCUCUCGCUGUUUUUUGUGGUGAUGAGAGGAAUGAGUGACGCACUGCUCAAAUGGCCCUUCAACCAGAAGGUGACACUGAUGCUGCUGGAUCAGAGUAACAGAGAGCACAUCAUCGAUGCGUUCCGUCCCGACAUCACUUCCUCCUCAUUCCAGCGGCCUGUAAGUGAAAUGAACAUCGCCAGCGGCUGCCCGCUCUUCUGUCCACUGUCCAAGCUGGAGGGCAAGAACUCAUACAUACGUGACGACACCAUCUUCAUCAAAGCCAUCGUGGACCUCACUGGCCUUUAGGUUUUCUACUUUGGUACGACAUGGUCAGAUGCUGCCUCUGACGCAGGAUCUGCUUCACCACAGCGGGAGAUUUUCUCCAUGACGUCUGUUCUGACACAUUUCCCUGCAUGUGUUAAGCCGUCACAAAUGUUGCAUUGAUGCAUCGUUCCAGAAAGAGUCGGUAGAGCUCUGUAAUAGGAAAAAAGGGUCGUGAAACACUGGAAUUGAACGUGAAGUCCGGUCCAGUUACAUAGUGUAGAUUACAAUGCAAAAUUUAAAGGAGUAGUUCACCCAAAAAUUAAAUUUGCUGAAAAUGUACUCACCCUCAGGCCAUCCAAGAUGUAGAUAAGUUUGUUUCUUCAUCAGAUUUGGAGAAAUGCAGCAUUACAUCACUUGCUCACCAAUGGAUGCGAAUGGGUGCCGUCAGAACGAGAGUUCAAACAGCUGAUAAAAACAUCCACACCACUCUAGUCCAUCAGUUAAUGUCUAAUUAAGCAAAAAGCUGCAUGUUUGUAAUAAAUCAAUCCAUCAUUAAGGCAUUUUCUAUACAUUAUAAUGCUUGUGAGCCUGAAUCAGGAGAGAAAUGUGCACAGAUCAAGCACCGUUGACAAGCCAAAACAGUCUAAAACAGCUCUAAACAAAUAUGUGUGUGAAUUUUGAUGUGACGGACAACAGGGAUGGAAACAAGCAGCUUUUGGUUUCACAAGAUGUUAAUUGAUGGACUGGAGUGGUGUGGAUCACUUGUGGAUUAUUGUGAUGUUUUUACCAGCUGUUUGGACUCUCUUUCUGACGGCACUCAUUCACAAGUGAUGGAAUGCUGCAUUUCUCCAAAUCUGAUGAAGAAACAAACUCAUCUACAUCUUGGAAGGCCUGAGGGUGAAUAUUCACAUUAUCAGUGAAUUUUCAUUUUUGAGUGAACUAUUUUUAUAAGAUCUUCAGCACAACAGACUUGUUUUGCAUUUUCUGCACUAAUUAGGUGGAAAAUCACGGUAAAAUGCGUCAAUAUUAUCGGUAGCUGAAUGCAUAAACGCUGAUUAGCAUUUUCACAAAUUGCGAUUUGCAUGUCGAAGACCACGAAAUGUAGUCAGCACACUUUAUUUUGCAAACGUCAUUGCUAAGUGGAUAAAUUGUGCUCUUGUAGUGCUUUUUGAGGGUGAAGAGGGUUUUAAUUGUCACACAAUAAGUAUAGUGAGGGUCAUGAUCGUGGAUUUCCUUUAAUCGGUGUUUGGAUACAUCUGUGGAAGAUAGUUUGAAGUUUAAAGGUAAAAAUCGUAUAAAUCUUACCGUAGGUGUCUGUGAAAUAAACGGUCCUGGGCAGGAGUCCUGUGCACAUGAAUAUUCAAGUUAUUACAUUGCAUUUUGUAUAUUUCUAAGAAACGACAACAAGUCUUGUUAUUACUUUUGUAAAUAGGAAUAUUUAUACAGUUUACAUGGUACAUCGGCGCUUGAGUUUGUAGUGCUUGCCGGCUUAAUGGAGUGCGAGUUUGUAUUUUAUUCCUCACUGCCAAAUGACGUACGAGGCAGUUUGUGUAUUUUCUAGGCUAAAUUGAGAUGUUUACACAGGACCAAGCGUUUGAAAACUUUUGCUAUACAAUUGUCUUUUGUAUUUGGCAUUGGGGGUGUAACUAGUUAACCAGAAUCCGCUGAUUUUAAACCAGUUAUGACAACUAUUGAAACUUCUCUGUGCAUGGGAGGCCUCAAUCUGCAAAUGCACAUGAUAUUUAUGACAAACAGUUUACUCAUCCAGUGAGUGACGACACCACUGCUGACUUUAGAGAUGAAUAACAUAAAUAGUAAACAUAACGAUUAUUAUUUUAUAGGAUACACUGCUUCUAUUCCUUCAAAAUAAAA
This is a messenger RNA of Labeo rohita (rohu), 3751 nucleotides long. Its product is annotated as TNF receptor-associated factor 2. Gene Ontology annotation, molecular function: zinc ion binding; ubiquitin-protein transferase activity; tumor necrosis factor receptor binding. NCBI's taxonomy places the organism in Eukaryota, Metazoa, Chordata, Actinopteri, Cypriniformes, Cyprinidae. Gene Ontology annotation, biological process: positive regulation of canonical NF-kappaB signal transduction; positive regulation of JNK cascade; tumor necrosis factor-mediated signaling pathway. Gene Ontology annotation, cellular component: plasma membrane signaling receptor complex; cytosol; cytoplasmic side of plasma membrane. Bases 140 to 1921 code for a protein of 593 amino acids. The transcript is spliced from 11 exons. The record is from RefSeq and is a predicted model, not a curated record.